AGAAGGCUCAACGUCAUAUUUCUGCGUCGCCUAACGAGGCAUGUGAAAGGAUGUAUUUGAUUAGAAACGUAAGAUACAGUCAUGUUAAUACGCGUAUAGUAAGUGUAACUUUGUUCUCUAAACUGUUUGAUACAUUCACUGGAAAUACUAGCUUUUGUAAAAACAGUAACGAUAUUGUCUGUGUGUUUGUGAAAAUGGCUAACUACUGAAUACACCAUCUGAUUAUAGCUAUGUAGCUAGCUAGAUACGUACAUUUAGCAAGCGAACGAUAUUGUUAACUUGCCACCAUCAGUAACAUCAGAAUGCCGUUUGUGAAGGUCAGUAACUCCGUGUUGUCUACGUCAAUGUCAUACCUAUCCAACUCAUCCUCGUGUUAUUUCAAAGCACUAGCAUGUAUCAGUGGAGCAUUCGGUUCAGCCUCUGGUGCCCAUCCAAUGUCAACCACAACGCAACCAGUGGUCAUUCGUAUACCCAGACACAUACAGGAGAAGGUAGAAAAUGUGAAACAGUUGAGAGGCAAUACCAAAAUCAACACCAUCAAGGCUGGCAAGCUCCUAAUAAUGAGCAAGAACCCAGAACUGAACCAGUCCGCGGGUUACACAUUUGGGAAAUUUGAGCAACCCCAACUUUCCUCUAAAGGAUGGAAGCAUAACAAAUCAUAUGGUGACUACUUCACGAUUAACAACACUCAGACCACGCCACCUUUUAUCACUGAAAUACAGGAUGAGGGUAGCGAGCCCAAGGGAAAAAGUAAACAAGUAACAUUCAGCAAACUGCAUCUCUGCCCGGACUUACUGGAUGCUUUGGGCAAGGAUAACAUAACACACCCUACAACUGUACAACUACAAACCAUACCCAAGCUCUUGAAUGGCUAUAACAUUCUUUGUGCUGCUGAGACAGGCAGCGGGAAAACAUUGAGCUACCUUCUGCCGAUAAUUCAUAAACUACAGGUUGAAAAAGCAGCCGAGUCUGUAGAGACCACACCCAGGACUCGCUCUGUAAUCCUCGUUCCCUCUAGAGAACUAGCUGACCAGGUCUCAGCUGUAGCCAGGAGCCUGUGUGGCCCAUGCAGACUGAUGGUGAAGACAGUGGGAGGAGGUAGAGGUGUGGGACGCAUCAGGCUGGCCUUCAUCAAGGGCCCUCCAGAUAUGUUGGUGGCCACCCCUGGUGCCCUCAUUAAAGCUAUGCGGAGACGAUACCUCGACCUGGGGGAGCUGAGCUUUGUGGUGGUGGACGAGGCAGACACGAUGUUUGACCCCAGUUUCUCUGGCAUGCUGGAGAGUAUCCUAGCUCAGACCCGUGUGGCCAGUGACCCCUCAGAGACCCGGGGCCCUAGCCCCACCCGUAAGGCCCAGCUGGUGGUGGUGGGGGCCACAUUCCCCGGUGGGGUCGGUGAGGUGCUCAGUCAGGUAACAGACCUAGGCAGCAUGGUGACCAUCAAGAGCAAGAACCUUCACUUUCUCAUGCCUCACGUAAAACAGACCUUUCUGAAGGUGAGGGGAUCUGACAAGCUUCUGGAGCUCCACCAGGUCCUAAAGACAGCAGAGCAGGACAAAACUGGGGUUUUGGUGUUCUGUAAUCGGGCCUCUACUGUCAACUGGCUGGGCUUCUCCCUUGAGGAUAUGGGUCUUAGACACGUCCGACUGCAGGGAGAGAUGCCUGCCUCGGUCCGUGCUGGGAUUUUUCACUCCUUCCAGAAGGGGAUGGUGGAUGUCCUUAUCUGCACCGACAUCGCUUCCCGAGGACUGGACACACAGAGGGUCCGUCUGGUGGUCAACUAUGACUUCCCAGAAUCCCUAACAGACUACAUUCACCGGACUGGGCGAGUGGGCCGGGUUGGCAGUGUGGAGAAGGGUGAGGUGCUCAGCUUCGUCACCCACCGUUGGGAUGUGGAGCUGGUGCAAAAGAUUGAGACGGCUGCCCGAAGGAAAACCAUCUUGCCUGGGAUGGAGUCGGCUAUCAGAAAGCCUGAUGCCAAAGCAGCUGAGGAGGAGGAAGAGUUGCCCUCCUAGUGUCCGUGACAACUAUACUACCAUAGCAGACUUAUUUACAAACAUAAGAUAUAACUGACUUUGUUUGAGAGACUUUAAUGUUUGCAUAAUUUGAUCAAUAAAGCAAUUGGAAUAAUACUAAAAAUAA
Messenger RNA from Esox lucius (northern pike), 2139 nucleotides. RefSeq names its product DEAD (Asp-Glu-Ala-Asp) box polypeptide 28 (gene ddx28). Gene Ontology annotation, cellular component: mitochondrion. The coding region runs from base 303 to 2012 and encodes 569 amino acids. The record is from RefSeq and is a predicted model, not a curated record. NCBI's taxonomy places the organism in Eukaryota, Metazoa, Chordata, Actinopteri, Esociformes, Esocidae. Gene Ontology annotation, biological process: mitochondrial large ribosomal subunit assembly. The transcript has 4 exons. Gene Ontology annotation, molecular function: nucleic acid binding; ATP binding; RNA helicase activity.